Messenger RNA from Eruca vesicaria subsp. sativa (arugula), 4230 nucleotides. The record is from the annotation of a GenBank genome assembly. Lineage: Eukaryota; Viridiplantae; Streptophyta; Magnoliopsida; Brassicales; Brassicaceae.
UGAUGAUUCAUGACGCAUGAAGUUUACUUCCUCUGCGUUUCCCCAAAAUCAUUCUUUAUAUAUUCUUCGAAUUCCAUUUCUCGAUCAACCUAAGCCCUAAUUUAACUCGCUAUUUUUUAUUUUUUCCUAAAGCCAGACCCUAAUCGUUUGUAACAACCGCGAAAUCGUCUCGACACGCUUUGAAAAUUCGAGGAACAUUUAAUGGAUAAUGAUAAUUGGAGACCUUCUAUUCCAAAAGGAGAACCUGCCAUGGACACUGGUGACUGGAGAAGUCAAUUACCACCUGAUUCACGCCAGAAGAUCAUUAACAAGAUAAUGGAAACACUAAUGAGGCACCUUCCUCAUUCUGGACCCGAAGGAAUUAACGAGCUCAGUAGAAUUGCAGCGAGGUUCGAGGAGAAAACUUUCAGCAGUGCUGUUAACCAGUCUGAUUACCUUCGGAAAAUUUCCAUGAAGAUGAUGACUAUGGAGACUAAAUCGCAAAAUGCAGCUGGCGCUUCCUCAUCUAUCCCUGCUGCUAAUAAUGCCACAUCCAUGGAUUCAAUACCCAACAAUCAAGGGCAACUUCUUCAGGGGACGUUACCAAACAAUCAGUCUCAAGCACCUCCGCCGUUGAUGGCUCAAACCAUGCAGAGUAAUACAGCCUCUGGGAUGACGGGUUCUACUGGUUUACCAUCUUCUAUGCCGCCUGUUUCUCCCAUAGCCAAUAAUAACGUCUCAAGCGUUGUAAACCAGAAUUCCAAUAUGCAAAAUGUUGCCGGUAUGUUGCAAGAUUCAUCUGUGCAGCAUGGCCUUUCAUCCAAUAUGAUAUCAGGAUCCCAAAGGCAGAUGUUGGCCAGGCCGCAUACUAUGUCUUCUCAGCAGCAGCAACAGUCGCAGAGUGCACAAUAUCUUUAUCAGCAGCAGCAACUUCUCAGGCAGAAUUUUCAGUCAGGGAAUGUUACCAACCCCAAUUCGCAUUUGGCAUCGCAGAUACAACAACAGCAACAAAAUGUGUUGCACCCCAAUCAAAUGCAGUCUUCUCAACAGCCUGGUAGUACGACAUCUGCGAUGCAGCCCUCAGCUGUGAGCUCAGCUCCCCUCCAGGGUCCCCAGACAAAUCAGCAAUUAAGUCCUCAAUUGUCUGCUCAGCAGCAGACUACUUCACAGUCUAUUCUUCGUCAGCAUCAAACAUCACUGCUAAGGCAAAAUCCCCAAGCACAACAAACCUCUGGAAUCCAUCAGCUACAAACUUCAUUGCCGCAGCAGUCUAUUUCGCCCCAGCAGCAAGCACAAAUGAUGCGGCAACAAGCUGCAAGUAGCUCAGGCAUCCAACAGAAGCAAAUGAUGGGGCCGCAUGUUGUUGGGGAUAUGCAGCAGCAACAACAUCAGCAAAGGUUACUGAACCAACAAAAUAAUAUUAUGAACAUGCAGCAGCAGCAGAAGCAACACCCACCGGCCCAGCAGCAAUUGAUGUCUCAACAAAACAGCUUUCAGGCUACGCCUCAGGGCACUCAAAGCAAUGUUGCAGGACUGCAGCGACCACAACAACAGUUGCUCAGUUCCCAGACCAACCAGCAGUCGGUGCACAUGUUAUCACAGCCAACCGUUGGGCUGCAACAAACACAUCAGUCUGGCCAUGGCUUGUAUCCUUCUCAGGGACAACAGUCACAAAAUCAGCCAUCCCAGCAGCAGAUGAUGCCCCUUCAAUCGCAUCAUCAGCAGUUACAACAACCUAAUCUGCUACAACAAGAUGUGCAACAAAGGUUACAAUCUUCAGGCCAAGUCCCAGGUUCCCUGCUUCCACCUCAAAAUGUAGUGGACCAACAGAGACAACUAUAUCAAUCCCAAAGAACUCUUCCGGAGAUGCCAUCAUCAUCGCUAGACUCCACGGCUCAGACGGAAAGUGGAAAUGCUGUUGAUUGGCAAGAGGAGGUUUUCCAAAAGAUCAAAACUAUGAAAGAUGCGUACUUUCCAGAUCUUACAGAAAUCUACCAGAGAGUUACAGCCAAGUUGCAGCAUGAUCCUCUUCUGCCGCAACAAAGACCGGAGCAGUUUGAGAAAUUGAAACAAUUCAAGACAAUGUUGGAGCGAAUGAUGCAAUUCCUAUCGGUUUCAAAGAGCAGUAUUAUGCCUCCACUAAAGAAUAAAGUGGCUAUUUAUGAGAAGCAGAUUAUAGAUUUCGUAACUAUGCACAGGCCGAGGAAGCAAGUACAGCAAGGGCAGCUUCCGCAAUCUCAGAUGCAGCCUAUGCAGCAACAAUCAUCUCAGAAUGGUAAUCAAUCUCAUGAUAGUCAAGCAAAUCCGCAGAUGCAAUCAAUGAGAAUGCCUAGGGCACAACAGAGUAGUCUGGAAAAUAUGCAGAACAAUGUUCUAUCAUCUCGUCCUGGAGCUUCAGCACCACAGCAGAAUAUUCCCAGUAGUUCUGUACCGGCUCUUAGUUUAGAGUCAGGCCAAGGAAAUGCACUGAAUAAUGGCCAGCAGGUUGCCAUGAGAUCCAUGCAACAAAAUACUUAUCAACAAGUAAAUAACAGUUCUGCCUCUGCUCAAAGUGGGUUAAGUACACUGCAGUCUAAUGUUAAUCAAACCGAGUUAAGUCCUAGUCUGCUUCAGCAACAGCACUUCAAGCAACAGAAAAACCAACAAAUGACUUCGCAGCAGCUCAGACAGCAAUGUCAACAGCGCCAGAUUCAGCAGCAGCAGCAAUUAAUUCAGCAGCAACAGCAACAGUUGCAAGCAAGACAGCAAGUGGCACAAAAUGAUAUGAAUGUCAGUCGUGGGAUGUUUCAGCAACAUUCUCUGCAGGAUCAGCGUGCUACUUAUUCCCUUCAACAGUUGAAACCAGGAUCUCAACUUCCUGUUUCGUCUCCUCAACUUUUGCCAGGUUCAUCGCCUCAGAUGACACAACAACAUUUUUCUCCCCAGGUCGACCAGAAAAAUGUGAUCUCAUCUCUCAACAAGACGGGAACUCCAGGGCAACCUGCAAACUCCCCGUUCGUUAUCCCAUCCCCUUCAACCCCCUUGGCACCGUCCCCUAUGCAAGUUGACUCUGAUAAACCAUCAGGAGCUUCUUCGUUGUCAAUGGGAAAUAUUGCACGCCAACAAGCAACUGGAGUGCAAGGUUUGGUUCAAUCCUUUGCGUUUGGCACUCCGGGUAUCUCUGCCUCUCCUCUCCUUCAGGAGUUUAUUAGUCCUGACGGAAAUAAUUUAAAUCCUAUGACAAGUACAUCUGGAAAAUCAAGUGCUACUGAAUUGCCUAUUGAACGCCUUAUCAGAGCCGUGAAGUCCAUCUCCCCACAAUCACUUUCUUCGGCAGUAAGUGACAUCGGAUCUGUUGUAAGUAUGGUUGAUAGGAUGGGUGGUAAUGGUUCAAGAGCUUCAGUUGGCGAGGACUUGGUUGCAAUGACCAAGUGUCGUCUCCAAGCAAGAAGCUUCAUGGCGCAGGAGGGGAUGAUGCCGACCAAGAAAAUGAAGCGUCACACAACGGCAAUGCCGUUAAGCGUUUAUUCAUUAGAAGGAAGCGUUGGUGAUAACUGCAAGCAGUUUGCAUGUUCGGAAACAUCAGAUCUGGAAUCUACUGCGACUUCUAUUGGUAAGAAGGCAAGAACUGAGACCGAGCAUGCCCUUUUGGAGGAAAUCAAGGAAAUAAACCAGCGGCUGAUAGAUACAGUUGUUGAGAUUAGUGAUGAUGAAGAUGCUGCUGAUGGAGCAACAUCAAGCAAAGGCUGUGAAGGAACAACAGUGAGAUUCUCGUUUAUAGCUGUUUCUCUCAGCCCAGCCUUGAAGGCUCAUCUCAAAUCAACCCAAAUGUCUCCUAUCCAACCAUUGCGUCUACUAGUACCUUGUAGCUACCCCAAUGGCUCUCCAUCUCUAAUGGAUAAACUGCCUGUCGAAACCAGCAAAGAGAACGAGGACCUGACGUUCAAAGCUAUGACAAGAUUCAACAUAUUGCUAAGAAGUUUGUCACAGCCGAUGUCGCUCAAAGACAUUGCCAAGACUUGGGACGCAUGUGCUCGCACUGUGAUCUGUGAAUAUGCGCAGCAAUUUGGUGGUGGAACUUUCAGCUCAAAAUACGGUACUUGGGAGAAAUUUGUAGCUGCUUUCUGAAUCUGAUAUCUAAUCUCUCAUCAUGUCGUGAUUGUAACUCUGUGAUUCACUGUUUGUCAUGAGACAUGGUUCAAGAUUUGUUAUUGACAGCCAUCCUUGGGCGUGGAGGUGUAUAGUAUAUAUAAAGGAAAGUGAGUAAGUGAC